AUGGCAAUCGAGCAGCUGGCCGUGAAUUCAAUAUCAACGAGUCCAAUGUUAGGAGUUGUCGCAACAAACGAAGUAUAUUUUAUAUUACAGAUAAACGAAGCAUAUUUUAUAUUUCUGAUGUUAGAUAAACCAAAUAAACCAAGUAUAUUUUAUAUUACAGAAAAACCAAGUAUAUUUUAUAUUACAGAAAAACCAAAUAAACCAAGUAUAUUUUAUAUUACAUAUAAACGAAGCAUAUUUUAUAUUACGUAUAAACGAAGCAUAUUUAUAUUACAGAUAAACCAAAUAAACGAAGCAUAUUUUAUAUUUCUGUUGUUAGAUAAACCAAAUGACACACAAACAUAUCAAGAAUUAGAUACAGUCAACAAUACAGCUAUAAUACAAUCAGAUAAUAGUUCUAAUGUUGAUAGAAACGAAGCUAAUAUAGAUGAUAUUAGACCAUAUGCUAAUCUUGGUAAAAGUUAA
This is a messenger RNA of Lottia gigantea (owl limpet), 465 nucleotides long. RefSeq lists its product as hypothetical. The coding region runs from base 1 to 465 and encodes 154 amino acids. The transcript has 6 exons. The record is from RefSeq and is a predicted model, not a curated record. Lineage: Eukaryota; Metazoa; Mollusca; Gastropoda; Lottiidae.